Patiria miniata (bat star) is the source of this 2083-nucleotide messenger RNA. RefSeq names its product phosphoacetylglucosamine mutase-like (gene pgm3). Lineage: Eukaryota; Metazoa; Echinodermata; Asteroidea; Valvatida; Asterinidae. The coding region runs from base 145 to 1806 and encodes 553 amino acids. Gene Ontology annotation, molecular function: magnesium ion binding; phosphoacetylglucosamine mutase activity. Gene Ontology annotation, biological process: UDP-N-acetylglucosamine biosynthetic process; carbohydrate metabolic process. The record is from RefSeq and is a predicted model, not a curated record. The transcript is spliced from 18 exons.
CAUCACAGCUGACGGCAGCGUGCGCGCGUGCAAUUUGCACCCGACUAUAUUUUACACGGACUGUACCUUGAGAUUCAGUUUCGGACGAAACGCUUUGAAGGUUUUUGUGAGUGUGACUGUUGAUUCGUUAUUUUUUUUGUCAAAAUGAACAAUUUGCCAGUACACCAAGCGAUAGCUGUUGGAGCCAGUAAACACCCUCAUAAAGGGAAGAAUGUCUUCAGUUAUGGAACAGCGGGAAUACGUUGCAGGGCUGAUAUAUUGGAUCCAGUGUUGUAUCGCCUUGGGCUCCUUGUCGUUCUGAGAUCCAGAGCCGUCAGAGCCACCAUUGGAGUCGUGAUCACAGCCUCCCACAACCCGGAGCAGGACAACGGGGCCAAGGUGGUGGAGCCCAUGGGGGAGAUGCUGCUACAGACAUGGGAAGGCUACGCAACACAAAUCGCAAAUACAUCUGAUGAAGAUUUAGGCCAGUGCGUCCAAAGCCUCAUCAGUGAGCUGAACAUAGACAUGGCACUGCCAGCGAACAUCUUCUUGGCACGAGAUACAAGACCCAGUAGCUUUGGAUUAGCUCAAGCUCUAAUCGAUGGCAUACAAGCACUCAAGGGUGACUACAUUGACUACGGUCUGUUGUCGACACCGCAGCUGCACUACAUGGUGCGGUGCCAAAACACACAAGGAGGCUACGGCAAUCCGACUGAGCAUGGCUACUACAGCAAGCUGGCGUCGGCCUUCACCAAAGUCAGAGAACAGCAGAGCGAAACUGACGAGAGUGAGUACACGGGUGAGCUGUCGGUAGAUGGAGCCAACGGCAUCGGAGCUCUGAAAAUCCAACAAAUGUGUCAACAUCUCAACAACCAACUCAAGAUUUCGGUCUACAACGAUGGAACACACGGGCAACUGAAUGACAGGUGUGGAGCAGACUUUGUCAAAGUCCAGCAGAAGCCACCCCAUGGUAUGCCUACAGAAGAAGCAGGAAGGAAGUGUGUUUCGCUUGACGGUGAUGCUGACAGGAUUGUUUACUACUUCGUAGACAGUGAUGGCGUUUUUCACUUGCUUGAUGGUGACAAAAUAGCUACCCUCAUAGCAGGGUACAUUCAAGAGCUGUUGACUGCAGCUAAUCUUCAGCUCAACAUGGGCCUAGUGCAGACGGCCUAUGCCAACGGAAGCUCCACACAGUAUGCCACUGAUGUCCUUAAAGUGCCUGUAGCUUGUGCCUGUACCGGAGUCAAGCAUCUGCACCACAGGGCGCAGGAUUUUGAUGUGGGCGUCUACUUUGAAGCCAACGGACAUGGAACGGUAUUAUUCAGUGCCUUAGCAACCGAGAAAAUCAACUCAGCCAGCCAGGAUGAAAGGCUAUCAUCCGAUCAGAGGCAAGCGGCAACCACACUGAAGUAUCUUCAAGAUCUCAUCAACGAGACUGUCGGUGACGCUAUAUCCGACAUGCUGGUUGUGGAGUGUAUCCUACAUGCCAAGGGCUGGACAAUGACUGACUGGAACGCAGCGUACACUGACCUGCCAAACAGACAACUCAAAGUCAAGGUGAAGGAUCGUCGGGUGAUCCAGACUACCAAUGCCGAGCGAUGUGCAACAACCCCAGCAGGCCUUCAAGAAGCCAUUGACGGUAUCGUCAGCAAGUACAACAAUGCUCGAUCAUUUGUCAGACCCUCCGGAACAGAGGAUAUCGUCAGAAUCUACGCCGAGGCCGAUACCCAGGUUGCUGCUGACUCCCUUGCCUACGAAGUUGCCACCAAAGUUUACCACCUUGCCGAUGGGGUUGGAGACCCACCAGCCCAGCCCAGCUCUAGCUAGCAGAUGUCAUCCCGACCGUACUACCUGUGUCAGUCCAAAGGCACACCAGGGUAAACACUGUAGCCCAAUUCUGCAGCGGCAUUUGAAAGACAUUACAGAGGUAUUACCUCUUUUUGGUCAUCUCGCGAAUUUAAUGCACGCAUUUUUGCAACCCAGUUGGUCAAAAGAGCAUAAAAUGCACACAUGCGACCUGUGCUGGUCUUGAACCUAGACUGAAAUUUUUAUUUUGGUUUCAACUCAUGCAUUGGCCCCUGAGAAGGGCCGUCAAGCCACCACA